AUGCCAAAACCUCAACACCCAAGAGGAACGCCAAUACCGAACGCGCGCUUCCGAGUCCAACGCCCAGUAGAGAUAAAUCCUACACUCCCAGAACAACCACCAGCUCCCGCAGGCCCAGCCCUCCUCCCAACGAAACGCCGACCAUUCCUUUCCCCCCUCCUAGCAGGCCUGCGCCAGCGCUUCUCAACACUCCCCUCCCCAGUCCGAAGAGCAUGCGGGACCCUCCGAUGGCUCGCGCCCGCCCUGCCCAUCGCCCUCUUCUUCCCAGAACACGUUAUGCAAGUUAUGUGGGUGCGCGGGCCGUCGAUGACGCCAUAUCUGAAUGAAGACUACGCACAGACGCAGACGAAGAGCGACAUGGUGCUGGUUAGCAUGUGGCCAUGGGGAUCUAUUACGCCGUUUAAGAAAGAGCGGAAGCUUGAACGGGGGAUGGUCGUUACGUUCCGUUCACCUGCUAAUCCCUCGCACAUCGCUAUUAAGCGCAUUAUUGGGUUACCGGGUGACCGGAUUACGACCCGUGAACCGUGCGUGAAAAAGAGCCAGAUCGUGCCGUGGAAUCAUGUUUGGCUUGAGGGUGAUGCGGAAGAUCCGAGGAAGACGCUUGAUAGUAAUACGUAUGGCCCUGUUAGUCUCAGUCUGGUUACUGGGCGUGUUUUGGCGGUUUUGGGGCCGCGGAUGAGGUGGCUGGAUUGGACGGAGUGGGAUUCUGGAAAGGGUGAGAUUGCAUCUAGUGGCUCGACUGAUUUGCAUAGGCAGAGUGUGCGGGAUCGGGUCUUGAAGGAUGCUGUUAAGCUUGAGCGGCCGCAUUUGAACUGA
Molecule: messenger RNA, 816 nt
Organism: Penicillium bovifimosum
Lineage: Eukaryota; Fungi; Ascomycota; Eurotiomycetes; Eurotiales; Aspergillaceae
Product: putative mitochondrial inner membrane protease subunit Imp2
Exons: 2
Coding region: 1-816 (271 amino acids)
Biological process (GO): mitochondrial respiratory chain complex assembly
Cellular component (GO): mitochondrial inner membrane peptidase complex; membrane
Molecular function (GO): serine-type endopeptidase activity
Source: RefSeq, a predicted model, not a curated record